CACCCUGACCUCUGCGGCGGUCUCGGUCUUGAGCUGCUUGACACGGUCACUGACCAAGCUGUGGACGUGGGCUGGGUGUCAUUUGACGGGCUAGGGCCUGACCCCUGAGGUGUCUGCUGCCACAGAUAGUGACGAACGUGAGGAACACGCUGCAUGGCUUCAAGAAGCUUCACGGGCGCUCGUUCGACGACCCCAUCGUGCAGACGGAGCGGAUCCGCCUGCCGUACGAGCUGCAGAAGAUGCCCAAUGGGAGCGCCGGCGUGAAGGUGCGGUACCUGGAGGAGGAUCGGCCGUUUGCCAUCGAGCAGGUGACGGGCAUGCUGCUGGCGAAGCUCAAGGAGAUCUCGGAGAGCGCGCUGCAGAAGCCGGUGGCCGACUGUGUCAUCUCGAUCCCCAGCUUCUUCACGGACGCGGAGAGGCGCUCGGUACUGGCAGCGGCCCAGGUGGCGGGGCUGCACUGCCUGCGGCUCAUGAACGAGACCACGGCAGUGGCGCUGGCCUACGGGAUCUACAAGCAGGACCUGCCAUCCCUGGAGGAGAAGCCCCGCAACGUGGUGUUUAUCGACAUGGGGCACUCUGCCUACCAGGUGUCGGCCUGCGCCUUCAACAAGGGGAAGCUGAAGGUGUUGGCCACGACCUUCGACCCCUACCUGGGCGGCAGGAACUUCGACGAGGUCCUGGUGGACCACUUCUGCGAGGAGUUCAAGACCAAGUACAAGAUCCACGUGCGGGAGAACACGCGGGCACUGCUGCGUCUGUACCAGGCCUGCGAGAAGCUCAAGAAGGUGAUGAGCGCCAACACGGCCGACCUGCCGCUGCACAUCGAGUGCUUCAUCAGCGACCUGGACGUGAGCAGCACCAUGAACAGGGCUCACUUUGAAGAGCUGUGCGCGCCCCUCCUGGCCAGGGUGGAGCCCCCACUGAAGGCGGUGAUGGAGCAGGCCAACCUGGAGCGCGAGGACGUCAACAGCAUCGAGAUCGUGGGGGGCGCCACGCGCAUCCCGGCCGUCAGGGACCAAAUCUGCAGGUUCUUCCUCAAGGACAUCAGCACCACGCUCAACGCCGACGAGGCUGUGGCCAGGGGCUGUGCGCUGCAGUGUGCCAUCCUGUCUCCGGCCUUCAAAGUGCGGGAGUUCUCCAUCACGGACCUGGUGCCCUUCUCCAUCACUCUGCGCUGGAAGAGCUCCAGUGAGGAUGGCGCCGGGGAGUGUGAGGUCUUCUGCAAGAACCACCCCGCCCCCUUCUCCAAGGUCAUCACCUUCCACAAGAAGGAGCCCUUCGAGCUGGAGGCCUUCUACACGCACCUGCACGAGGUGCCCUACCCGGACCCCAGAAUCGGGAGCUUCACUAUUCAGAAUGUCUUUCCACAGUCUGAUGGCGACAGCUCCAAAGUGAAGGUCAAAGUCCGUGUGAACGUCCACGGCAUCUUCAGCGUGGCAAGUGCAUCAGUGCUAGAGAAGCAGAGCCCGGAGGGCGGCCACGGCGAGGUGCCCAUGGAGACGGAGCUGACCUGCGGGCCCGAGGGCAGAGAGGAGGAGAAGAUGCAGGUCGACCAAGAGGAAGGUCACCGGCGGCGUAGUGAGCAGAGCCCCGAGGAGGAGCUGGAGCCCACGGGGGCACAGGCUAAGUCGGCUGCCUCAGACAAGCCAGAGCGCCCCAGCCCCACGGCCAAGAAGGGCCGAGCCAAGAGCAUCGACCUGCCCGUCCUCAGCAUCCUGUGCCGCCAGCUGGGCCAGGACCUGCUCAACAGCUACAUUGAAAAUGAGGGGAAGAUGACAAUGCAGGACAAACUGGAGAAGGAGAGGAAUGACGCCAAGAAUGCGGUGGAGGAGUACGUCUACGACUUCAGAGACAAGCUGGGCACCGUCUACGAGAAGCUCAUCACCCCGGAGGACUUGAACAAACUGUCUACAGUCUUAGAAGACACAGAAAAUUGGCUUUAUCAGGAAGGAGAGGACCAGCCGAAACAAGUCUACGUGGACAAGCUCAAAGAGCUCAAGAAACACGGCCAACCGAUCCAGGUGAGGUACUUGGAGCAUGAGGAGAGGCCCAAGGCCUUGACCGAGUUGGGGAGGAAGGUGCAGCUUGUCAUGAAGGUGGUGGAGGCGUACAGAAGCAAGGAUGAAAAAUACAGCCACUUGGACCCUGCCGAGGUGGACAAGGCCGAGAAGUACGUUGGUGACGUCGUGGGCUGGCUGAACGGCAAGAUGAACGCUCAGAACAAGCUCAGCCUCACGCAGGACCCCGUGGUGAAGGCCGCGGAGAUAUCGGCCAAGGCACAGGAACUGGACAAUUUCUGCAACCCCCUCAUCUUCAAGCCCAAGCCGAAGGCCGAGGACACAGAAGACAAGACAAAAGCCAGCGAGCACAACGGACCGACGGACGGGCAGGGCGGGCCAGACUCCAAGCCAGACCCGGCGAAAGACGGCGCCCCGCACGCAAAGGCCGGUGGAGAGAUGGACGUGGACUAGGCUCCCGUGGCCGCCCCCGCCGGCGCAGACGGCCUCUGUCCACCGCUGUCCCGCCCGGUACACACAACAGAUGUUGAGUUGUUCUUAA
Erinaceus europaeus (western European hedgehog) is the source of this 2559-nucleotide messenger RNA. It is a transcript of the gene HSPA4L, whose product is annotated as heat shock protein family A (Hsp70) member 4 like. Gene Ontology annotation, cellular component: nucleus; cytosol. NCBI's taxonomy places the organism in Eukaryota, Metazoa, Chordata, Mammalia, Eulipotyphla, Erinaceidae. Gene Ontology annotation, biological process: protein folding. The transcript has 17 exons. Gene Ontology annotation, molecular function: ATP binding; ATP-dependent protein folding chaperone. Bases 240 to 2471 code for a protein of 743 amino acids. The record is from RefSeq and is a predicted model, not a curated record.